This is a messenger RNA of Oryzias melastigma (Indian medaka), 2310 nucleotides long. It is a transcript of the gene zgpat, whose product is annotated as zinc finger, CCCH-type with G patch domain. Gene Ontology annotation, molecular function: RNA polymerase II cis-regulatory region sequence-specific DNA binding; metal ion binding; DNA-binding transcription factor activity, RNA polymerase II-specific. The transcript is spliced from 8 exons. Gene Ontology annotation, cellular component: nucleus. NCBI's taxonomy places the organism in Eukaryota, Metazoa, Chordata, Actinopteri, Beloniformes, Adrianichthyidae. The record is from RefSeq and is a predicted model, not a curated record. The coding region runs from base 590 to 2125 and encodes 511 amino acids. Gene Ontology annotation, biological process: regulation of transcription by RNA polymerase II; negative regulation of DNA-templated transcription.
GCAGCUCCUUCUUGGUUUUGAUCAGUAGAAAAUGAGCCCAAAUGGCUCUUUUACUGUCAAAGGUUGCUGACCGCUGACCUGGACUGAUGUGAUUUUAUAGAUAGAAAAAUGUUCCUGUUUAAUUAUUUUUUAUAUUCUAAAUAUUGUAAUUUAUGACAUUAAAUUAUGUUUUAUAUAUAUAAUGUAUUUUUUUUUCUUUUUCUCUUUUACUAGUGCUUAAAAUUCAUUCAUUUUGUCUUCACAUAUAUAUACAUUGUGUGUAAUUUCAGCUAAUUUUCAUUUUAUUGUGAAAGUACAAGCCUUCCUGCCGGAAGUAUUCCUUUUCUUGUUUCCGCUAGCUUCAGUGUUCUCUGUAGCAGCUUUGCUGUUUCAAACUAUUUAUUGAUAGAAGUCUUACAGUCUUUGCAUUUUCAUAUCCGUCCGCUUUUCUAUCGUUUCAGUAGAUUAUACACUUCCGUGUCCUUAAUGACGUAACGACUGAGUGAAGGUCCAUGAUUGAAGCAACAGGAUGAUCAGUACAUUCAUGUGUGUCUGAGACCCUCCCUCCUCCAUUUACGUGUGAGGACUCUGGCUAAUCCUGCUCCUCAGGAUGGAUGAAGAAACCCUGGAAGCUGCCAUCUCUGCCUACGGUGCGCAGCUGCAGCAGGUGGAGAUGGCCCUGGCCGCCGGCCUGGACCCCAGCCAGCAGCCGGACCUUCUCAAGCUGAAAGAAGACCUUCACCAGCUGAUAGAGCUCACCGAGGCCAGCCUGGUUUCUGUCAAGAAGAGCCGGCUCCUGGCCAGUCUGGAGGACAGCAACGGGCUGCAGGGCGGUUCCUCGCACGCGGCGGCCCACACUGACGCUGAAGCAGAGUUUGCUGCUUUUUACUCAGAACUUGGAGAAUGUUCUGGAGGUGCCUCUGAAACCAGGGAGAAUGAUGAGGAGGAAGAAGAAGAAGAAGAAGAUGAUGAACUAAGUGGUACAAAAGUCAGAGCGCCCUACAGGACUGCAUGGGGUACGCUGGAGUAUCACAACGCCAUGGUGGUGGGGGCAGAACCGACUGAUGGAGAAGAAGCUCAAGUGAGGGUGCUCUACCUGUACCCCACCCAGAAGGCCAUGAAACCCUGUCCAUUCUACCUGGAGGACAAAUGUCGCUUUCAGGAUAAUUGCAGGUUUUCACAUGGUCAGGUGGUGCAUGUGUCAGAGCUCAGAGAGUUCCUGGAGUCUGACCUCAGCAACCUUGAAGAGGGCUCGUCCUGUUUGUGUCGACACGAGGACGGGAUCUGGUACCCGGCCAAAAUAACAGACAUUGACGGCGGUUUCUUUACUGUGAAGUUUGACUCACUGCUGCUGAAAGACGCUGUGGUUGAGGCCGACUGCAUCAUCCCACCUCUGAGGGAAGAAGAUCCGCUGUCCUCCGACUCAGAUAUGGAGGAUUCAGGGGAUGGAGAUACUGAGGGCUAUGCCAAAGUCGUAGAGUUUGCCGGUGAAUCUGCAGAGACCUCCAGCAGUGGUCAUUUUGGAGGCUGGGAGGCACACACCAGAGGAAUCGGAUCCAAACUGAUGCUUAAAAUGGGCUACGAGUACGGCAAAGGUUUAGGGAAAACCCAGGAGGGUCGGGUGGAGCCGGUGAUGGCGGUUCUCCUGCCCAAAGGAAAGUCCCUGGAUGAGUGUGCAGAGUUCACGCAGAGGCGGACCCAGAGCCACACUGCCAAAGACGGCACUCCAAGCUCCCGCCCCAAGCGGCGCAGGAAGCCUCGGGCCGCCACCGAGGGGCGCCGCACCGUCUUUGACUUUCUGAACCGCAAGCUCGGAGGCAAGGACUCUGAGCAGGCAGACGGGGGUGCUGUCGCGCCAUCAGCACCGACGGGGCUGGAGGCUUACAGAGGAGGGAAGAGCACCAAGAGGAGUCUGAACGUCAAGCUGUUCCAGGCGGCAGAGAGAGUCUCCCAGACCCAGAGGGAGAUCCAGAAACUGAGCGAGAGCCUCAGCAGACACACCGGCCGGGAUGCAUCCAGAGUGAAGCAGCUGGAGGAGAAACUGUCAGCAGCUCGUAGUCUGCUGGCCCAGCAGAAAGCUCAGGAGCUGUCCAUCCAGAGAGAGCAAAGGAAGGCUGACACACACAAGAAGAUGACUGAGUUCUGAGCCCACUUUCAUUUAAACACCUGACAGGUGCAGGAAGCUCCGCCUGCCUGGAGUCAGGUGUCCAGCUUUUGGAAGAAUUUUUAUCCCUAAUCCUGAAUUCCAGCGAACAGUUUAGUUCCCUUGCUGCUGGUUUGAUUUGCUUGUUUUGUUAAUUUUACUGGAGGAUUAAUAGUCCAUUCAAAUGA